Molecule: messenger RNA, 1479 nt
Organism: Aureobasidium vineae
Lineage: Eukaryota; Fungi; Ascomycota; Dothideomycetes; Dothideales; Saccotheciaceae
Source: the annotation of a GenBank genome assembly
AUGACGACCACAGCAGAACCGACGCCAUCCGACCUGGUGCAUAAAUCAGCCAAACGUACGAGAGAAAUCUUUGCCGCCGACUUUGGCGCACCCACAGCGCUCGACAACUCUUCUCAACCCGCCAUCGCUCCUCCGAUCGCGUCGCCUGCAGAACGCGCCCAGAAGAUUGCCCUAAGGUCGCGAAUCGAUAAAGAAUAUGCCGACGUGAAAGAGCUGCCCCCAGUGCUUGCGGCCAAGCAGGCAAACGCUGCCGCGUCGCGUUCAAGUCUCCGAAAGAAGCCCAAGACCGAGGAGCAAGCAUCAAACCCAAAGAUGGCCAAGAUGAUCGAGGGAGUCUCUGCGCAAACAUCAUCUGCCGCCGCUGGAACCUCAACCGCUCUUGCCUUGCGCGCAAACGGCGCUGGAAAGCUACCACCAAACGCGAAUGGCCCUACACCACAAAGAAACCUGCCUGGCUCUUCGAGUCUGGUGCGCAGAGAUGUUGUACGCCAGCCAAAGCCCGAGUGGAAGGCGCCCUGGAAGCUUAUGCGUGUCAUUUCUGGUCACUUGGGAUGGGUUCGCGCACUCGCGGUAGAACCGGGAAACCAAUAUUUCGCGACUGGAAGUGGUGACAGGACUAUCAAGAUCUGGGACCUUGCUUCCGGCACAUUGAAGCUCACGCUGACUGGUCACAUCUCUACCGUACGAGGCCUUGCUUUCAGUCCGAGACAUCCAUAUCUUUUCUCAUGUGCAGAAGAUAAGAAGGUCAAGUGUUGGGAUCUCGAGACCAACAAAGUUAUCCGUGAUUACCAUGGCCACUUGAGUGGUGUCUACACUCUGAGUCUACAUCCUACGCUUGACGUGCUUUGUACCGGAGGAAGAGACGGUGUCGUUCGUGUGUGGGACAUGCGAACAAGAUCGAACAUCCACGUGCUAAGUGGCCACAAACAGACCGUAUCUGACAUCGUCACUCAGGAGGCCGAUCCACAGAUCAUCUCAUCUUCACUAGAUAGCACCGUUCGCAUGUACGAUCUCGCAGCUGGAAAGACCAUGGGCGUCUUGACACAUCACAAGAAGGGUGUGAGAGCUCUCUGCACGGCACCCCACGAAUUCACGUUCGCCUCUGCCUCGACUGGUCAGGUCAAGCAGUGGAAGUGUCCAGAAGGUGCUUUCAUGCAGAACUUUGAUGGUCACAACGCCAUCAUCAACACUUUGUCGGUCAACGAGGACAAUGUCUUGUUUUCUGGUGGUGACAACGGAUCGGCUGCAUUCUUCGACUGGAAGACCGGCUACAAAUACCAAUCACUCGACUCCAUUGCCCAGCCUGGUAGUCUUGACGCUGAGGCUGGUAUCAUGAGUUCGACAUUCGACAAGACUGGACUACGCCUCAUUACCGGAGAAGCAGAUAAGACCAUUAAGAUCUGGCGUGAGGACGAAAACGCGACACCUGAGACACAUCCACUCGAGUGGAAACCCACGCUAGGAAGACACAAGUUCUGA